This is a messenger RNA of Acanthopagrus latus (yellowfin seabream), 2168 nucleotides long. Its product is annotated as E3 ubiquitin-protein ligase TRIM21-like. The transcript has 2 exons. The coding region runs from base 137 to 1789 and encodes 550 amino acids. NCBI's taxonomy places the organism in Eukaryota, Metazoa, Chordata, Actinopteri, Spariformes, Sparidae. Gene Ontology annotation, molecular function: protein binding; zinc ion binding. The record is from RefSeq and is a predicted model, not a curated record.
GAAGCAUUUCCUGAUACUGAAGUAGAGCUGCAGUCGAGAUGAGUCUCUGUGUUUCUCUCUGAAGAAAACUUCGACUGAAUCCAUCUGGUUUUCUUCAACAAAACAGCAGAAUCUCUGACAAACACUGGCUGUCAACAUGUCUGCUGCCAGCUGUCUGCUGACUGAAGAUCAGUUUCUGUGCUCCAUCUGUCUGGAUGUGUUCACUGAUCCAGUCACCAUACCAUGUGGACACAACUUCUGUAAAAUCUGCAUCACUAAACACUGGGAUAAAAAUGUCCCGUGUCAGUGUCCCAACUGUAAAGAGGGUUUUGACACCAGACCAAAGCUGCAGAUAAAUACUUUCAUCUCUGAGAUGGCUGCUCAGUUCAGACAGUCAGCUCAACAGAAAGCCAGCAGCAGCAGCUCAGAGCAACAAGUUUCCAAACCAGGACAAGUUCCCUGUGACGUCUGCACUGGAACCAAACUGAAGGCCCUGAAGUCCUGCAUGGUGUGUCUGGCCUCCUACUGUGAGACUCACCUGGAGCCUCAUCUGACGAUGUCAGGCCUGAAAAGACAUCAGCUGAUGGACCCUGUGGAGAACAUGGAAUGCAGGAUGUGUAUGAAGCACGAUAAACUGCUGGAGCUGUUCUGUAAGACCGACCAGAUGUGUGUCUGCAUGCUCUGCAGUAUUUCAGACCACAAGACACAUGAUGUUGUUUCACUGAAAGAAGAAUAUGAAGGAAAGAAGGCCGAGCUGGGGAAGACAGAUGCUGAAAUUCAGCAGAUGAUCCAGAAGAGACGACUGAAGAUUGAGGAGAUGAAGAGCUCAGUGCAGCUCAGUAAGAAAGAUGCAGACAGAGAGAUAGCAGCUGGUGUUCAGGUCUUCAGAGCUCUGAAGGAGUCUGUUGAGAGAAGCCAGGCCGAGCUCAUGGACACCAUCAAAGAGAAGCAGAGAGAGACAGAGAAACAGGCUGAAGGCUUCAUCAAAGAGCUGGAACAGGAAAUCUCUGAGCUGGAGAAGAGAAGCUCUGAGGUGAAGAAGCUCUCAGGUUCUAAAGAGAGCCUCAUCACCUUCCAGAGCUCCCCAUCAGUGAAUACUGCUCCACCCACCAAGGACUGGACAGGAGUCAGCGUCCGUCCACCUUCAUAUGAGGGGACUGUGGUGAGAGCUGUGAAUCAGCUGGAGGAGACGCUCAGUAAACAGAUGAGGAAGCUGCUGGAGGCCGAGCUGAAGAGGGUCCAGCAGUAUGCAGUGGAUGUGACACUCGAUCCUGAUACAGCACAUCCUGAACUCAUCCUGUCUGAUGCUGGAAAACAAGUUAAACAUGGUGAUGUAGAGAAAAAUCUCCCUGAUAACCCAGAGAGAUUUGAUAAAUGUGCUAAUGUCUUAGCAAAGCAGAGUUUCUCUUCAGGAAGAUUUUAUUAUGAGGUUCAAGUUAAAGACAAGACUGACUGGGAUUUAGGAGUGGCCAGAGAGUCGAUCAACAGGAAGGGACAAAUCACAGCAUCUCCUCAGAAUAGUUAUUGGACGAUAUGGUUGAGGAAUGAAAAUGAGUACUAUGCUUGUGCUGGCCCUGCAGUCCGUCUCUCUCUGAAGCGUCGGCCUGAGAAGGUGGGGGUGUUUGUGGAUUAUGAGGAGGGUCUGGUCUCCUUUUAUGACGUUGAUGCUGCAGCUCUUAUCUACUCCUUUACUGGCUGCUGCUUCACUCAGAAACUCUACCCACUCUUUGGUCCAUGUCCUAAUGAUGGUGGUAAAAACUCUGCUCCUCUGAUCAUCUCCACAGCCACACUGAGUAGAACAAACAUUUGAUUUUCUACAGAAAAUUUUGGUAUUUGGUUUGUAUAUUGUUGUUUCAUCAGAUUCUGAUGAAGCAUAUUUUUCCCGUUUUUUUAUCUUUUUUUUUUAUGUGUCACAGUAUCAGUCUGGUUGAUAUGGUGUAAGGAACUUUAUUUUUAUGAGAACUGCUUUUGACAUUUGACAUUUUUACUGUAUUUCACCAGAUUCAACCAUUUUCCCAUUGUAGGUUGAUGCAUAAAAUUCUUGUAUUUUUGACAGUCACAAGCUAGGAAUUUCACAGCGGCCACGGCGGCCAUGUCCGUGGCCCUACACCUUGGCCUUUUGAGUUUGAAUUUAGAGUAGGUCUGAAGUUGUUUAAGUGAUUUAUGGAAAAAAAAAAAAAAAAAAAAAA